UGUAGUUAGAACUAUGUGGACUAUGGUGAUUGUGCAUCGGUAACCGACCAAAAAUUAUUUGCCCCGUUAUUUGAUGAUCGCUGGUUUAGUGUUUCUUUGGAAAACAUGCAAUGGAUUAUACUUAUGUCUUGUCUGCUGGCCCUGUUGGAAUCAAUGCCAGUAGCAGUGUCCGGUGCUCGUCUUGCUGACAUCUACUGGAAUUCAUCUAAUCCAAUGUUUCGAAUAGAUAACACAGACCAUAUAAUUGAUGUAAACAAAGGAAACAUUCCAUUUGAAUAUGACCAAGUCAAUAUCAUUUGUCCUGUUUACCAACCUGGUACAAAAGAGGAGGAAGCAGAGAGAUACAUAAUAUAUAAUGUUUCCAAGGAAGAGUACGAUUCGUGUAGGAUAACUAAUCCAGAAUCUCGUAUCAUUGCCCUCUGUGAUAAACCUCAUCAAUAUAUGUAUUUCACCAUAACAUUCAGGUCAUUCACACCACAACCAGGUGGUUUAGAAUUUAGACCGGGACAAGACUACUACUUCAUAUCUACAUCUGGUGGAGCGUUAGAUCAAAGAAUUGGCGGAAGAUGUGCCACUCACAACAUGAAGGUUAUUUUUAAAGUAUGCUGUGGACCUACUAAAUCAUCCACACCUGGAUUACCUAGUUCAACAACCACAACUACAACAACUACUGUUUCCACAACAACUGCUGUAUUAUCAACAAAACCUUAUCCUGUUUACCGCUUUAACAGGCCCACCCUGCCUCCUUUUAGGAUACCCCCCAGUAUUUAUACUAGUAAAUAUCCUCCUUCAAAGUCAUAUGAUUUUCCUAGAGAGGAAGAAAGAGGGAAAAUGCCUUCCAAAAAGACAGAAGACAGAGAUAAGCUGCCAAAUGAAACUAGAGCUAAAAAUGAAGAAUUGGUCAAGAGUGCAGCCAAUUAUUCAAAAUUACAACAAAACUGUGUUACAACUGUAGCAUUACUAAUGCUAAUUUUAUAUCAGUUACUAAGCAGGUGAAUAACUUUAUAUAAUUAAAUGUAAAUUAUCUUGUAAAAAAAGGAGCAUAUGAAGUCUGCUAUUUUAUAAUUCCUUGGCUGUGAUAGCUGCUGGGAAUUGUCGACAGAACUUUCUUUUAAAUGUGAAAUUUUUCAUCUGGUCAUGAACUUAAGUGUUUGGUGGACACUGAAUGUUUAUUGUAAAACCUACACUUUUCAUUUCAAGGCAAAUCUUGAAAUGAUUCUUUGGAUUUAGACUACCUGAAUGCACAUUGCGUGCUAGUAAAUACAAUGUGGCUCAAAGUUGUAUAAGAAAUACCUUGUGGCUCAAAGUUGCACCGGAAAUACUAUGCAGCUUAUAGUUGCAUGGGAAAUACGAUGUGGCUCAAAGUUGCAUGGGAAAUACGAUGUGGCUCAAAGUUGCAUGGGAAAUACCAUGUGACUCAAAGUUGCACAGGAAAUGCUAUGCAGCUUAAAGUUGCACAGGAAAUACUAUGCGACUCAAAGUUGUAUGGAAAGUACUGUGCUGCCCAAGGCUGCUGUACUUUGAUUUUCCAACGUCCAGUCAUAUUUGUGUCUAAAUCAAGUUCAUCUGUGAUUUAUUAAUAGUUCGCUAAGAAUUAAGCGGCUCGGAUUUCAGUUCCGAAGAAAAAAAAAGAGACAAAAUUAUUUAUUUGUAAAUGACCAAUGUGUAUAAAAAUGGGACAUAUUUAUAUAGUGGUAUUGCUUUCCUUUUGUGAAGUCAUCAUUUUGUGUGUGGUUCUUCACAUAACUUUACAAUGCGUAAUAUGCUAAGUCAUUAAAAAUAUGGACUCUUAUAAUUUUUCCGAUUUGUGUUGUUAAGGAAUGAUAUUCAUUAUAUCACAUAUCUUAGUGUUUAUAAAUGUAAUUAAAUAUCUAUUACUUAUUCAGGUUUAAUAUUAAUUGGAUUUUGUAAGACUUGCAAAAAGUAUUCAAUUCUAGACAUUUUUAUUGGGAGUUUAUUGUAAAAAAAGAAUGAUAUUAUGUGAUCUUGUUUAUUGUAUAAAUAUGUAUUAAUGAAAAUUGCAUUAAUAUAUAAACUAAAAUCUGUCACAUUUAUUUCUAAAUGUUGCAAAUAGAAGUAUUGAUGCAUUAAAUUGUUUGUCGUGCAACUAUUGUUCUUAAUAACAUCUAUUUUCUAUUUUGAAAAAUAUGUAUUUUACGGUGAUAAUUAAUUCUUAUAACAUUAAUAUUUAAAAUAUUUCUUGUUUUAAAAGAAAUUGUUCUUAUUUUGUAUAGCAUUUGCUUCCAAUUGUAAUAUUUGCAAGAAAUAUUUCAAUUGUAUUUAGGCAUUAAAUUUUCGGAAUUUUUUAUUUAAAAAUAGUUAAAGCGUUUUUGUCAUUAAAUUACACUACAUAUUAAUAUUAUACAUUUUUGGUAACAUUAUUUAUUACUUAAUCCUUAUAAUCAAUAAAAAUUGCUUUUAAAUUGCAAAAAUUUUGCUGAAGAAGUGAUGAAUAAUUUAUAAAUAUCACUCUGGUUGUUAAUAUCUUCUAUUAAAGUUUUUUUUGAAGUUAAGAAAUUAAUUAUCGAGUAAAAUAAAAAUGUUCAAUAUGUCUUCCAUUGCAAAUUUUUUAAUUUUUAAAAAAUUUCAUUUUAUGAAAUUUAUAUUAAUAAUUUUUUAUAGAUUUUAGUUACUAUGUAAAACACAAACCAGAAAUUCUUAUUAUCUUUAAGUGUUUAUUAUAAUUAUGUGGCUAAGAAAUAAGUUCUUAUUGAUACUUCUCAAAUGACUAACGAUUUAAUUCAGUCAAUUAAAAAUUUUACUAAUUACUUGUUUUCUAAAUUAGUAAUCCAAUAAUAAUUUGAAGUAAAAAAAUUAAACAAUAAAAACUGACUUAAAUAUUAUUUUUUUUUUUUAACUUUAAUAUUUAACCAUUCAUAAUUAUUGUAAAUAAAAAUUAGAAAUUGUUAUAUUCUAGCUUGCCCAUGCAAAAUAUGAUGUUAUAUAAUUGAAAUCAUAAUAAAAGUCAAACAAAUAUGUAUUCAAGAACAAUUUCUAUGCUGGUUGUAGAAAAUUUAAAUUUAAGAAAAUAGUAAUUACAUGAUUGAAUAUGUGCCAAAUUUUUCCACCCUCACUUAAUUUAGUUAUUUGGGAAGUAAGUGCCUUAAAUUAGAGCAGUAGAUUGAUAAAUAGUUUCAAAGAAUAAAAUUUUGUAAUACAUUGGCAUAACAUUUUAUUACAAAUAGUAUAUUCUAGCUCUUUUAAAUGGAUCUAUUUGUGUUAGAAUAUAAAAACUUAAAAUUAAUAUUGCCUAUGCUGUGCCAAGUUAUCCUUUAAAUUUCAAGGAAUUUCUGUUAAAAAUAAUUUUAAAUUUUGAAAAUUAAGGUGUUGAUUUUUUUUUCAGUAGCAGUUGUAUAAUACUUAAAUACAUAAAUCGUAUUGACUUUUUUUUUUAAACUAGUGCAUCAGUUAUCAUUUAGUAAAGUGCAAUUUUUGCUUGUUUUGUUUUAAAAACAGCAAAUUGCAUUUAAAAUUUUUAAAAAAUUAAUUUUUAAUUAAUAUUUAAUAAAAUAAAUUUUAAAUUAACAAUCAUAAAAAUUUCUAUGGAAUCAUUUUUCAGCAAUAAUUGUGAGAAGAUAUUAUUGCAGAAGAUUUAAGAUAAUUCUCCGCUUAAAGUCUUCUUUUAGGAUGUAGAUUAUUUUCGUGUUGUUACACUCAUCUAAUGAUUUGUUAAUCAUUAUGUUACUCAAAUUAUCUUUAUGUAUAUAAUGUAUAAAAAUAUUCUUUUUGUGAAUAGUAAUUUAAUCCAUUGUAAUUUUUAUUGUUAGUUUUUUUUUCUUACUCUAAAAGACAUAACACAAAAAAUUUUUAGAAAUUAAUAAUUGGGAAUUGAUUAAUAAAAUUUCCUCUUCUCAGUGUCUAAAUUAAACUUUUAUUUAUUUAAAUGAUCGCUGAAUCUUUGGUUAGCAAUUUGGGUGGGGAUGAUAUAAUUUUCCCUCUAUAAUGCAAAAUAAUUAUAUAGAGUAGCCAAAGAAGAAAUUGUACUGAAAUUUAUGAAAUUAAAUUUUUCUUCUAUUUAUUUCAAAAAAAACCUACAAAAUCUAGUUAUUUUUUAUGUAUUUUUUAAAAUUUACAAAACAUUUUAGUUUUAAGCUGCUGUUUUAUACUAAAUAUGUUGGAGAUUUGAGAAACUGAAAUUCUUUUUUUUUAAUUAUUAUUACUUAUAGUUAUUUUUAAGAAAAAUACCGUUUACUCGUUUGAGUAUUAAUUAAGAUCAUAUGCAGUUGUCAAAGAACAAAAUAAUCAUAUAUAUACUUUAUUUUUUUAUUAUUUAUCCCAUCCCAAUUAUUUUUUUUUAUCUUAUUCAAUGUUUGUUAACUACAAUUUAGGUGGGUUUUUUUUCAGAUCCUGUAUUUUUAUUUUUUUUAACUUUGUUUAUUGUUUAAAAAUUAUAUUGGCAAUUUUUUUAGUAACACAUGUGUUAUAUAUGAUCCUCACUACUUUAUAAGUAUUAAAAAAAAAUUUUUAUUUAAAAAUUAGCAAUCUCUUUUUCCUGAUAUCAGAUUAUCCCAUCUGAUUUAUCUCAUUUUUCUUUCUAUCUUGUGCAUUUUUUCAAAAUUCAUAUCGUAACAUACAAACUUAUCUCUUCAAAUAUGUUGGGCAUUAUUAAAUAUGUAUAAAGUUUAAAAUCAUGGGGUUUUUUUUAUACACACCAAUUAAGUAUUUAUUAAACACAGCUGCUUUACAUGGAUUGAAGUAAAUAUAUUUUGUCUUGGGUACUAAAUUUAAAUUUUGUUUUACUUCAUACUAUCCUGAGUAAGAAGAAAUUACAAGUUUUGCUAAUAUUUUUUAGUAAUUUUGGGAUUUAUUCCAAAAUUUUUAUGGCCAGAUAUUUAAAUUUUUCACUUUGUAGUGUAAAUUUCCUUUUUAUAAGAUAUAAGUGAAAUGUAGCAUUUCAAACUAUUUUAAUGGAAUGGUGCCAAACGCAAUUGCAAGUUUUGAUGAAAUAUUUAUAUGAAAAUGCAUGUGCUCUAUUAGUAUACUAAGAUUUCAUAAAUUUUUGAUCUCCAAAUUUUUUUUUUCAACAACAAUUCUUUAAUUAAAAAAAUUCACAUGUUGUGUGCUUCAUUUGACAAUAAUGAAAAGAUUCAUCAUAUAAAAGCUCGGUGAGAAUUUAUUUUUAUAAAUGUGCAUUUUUGUGUUAUUAUUUUGUAAAUUAUAAGUUUGCAAUCAUUAAGAUGAAAGUUUUUAAUUAAUACAAAGCCAUGAUCAAGUUAUUUUAAAUUUGUACUUGUGUAAAGUCCUGCCUACCAUUUUCACCUAAAAUAAGAAUUUGAAUACUCCUAGUUAAAAAAAAAAAAACUACCACAAUUUUUUUUUAAUUUUGCAUUCUAACAAAUUAAUUAAAAAAAAAAUUUUAAAUAACUUUUUGUUUGAAUUCUCAUUGAAUUUGCACUUACAAUAUGAAAUGAUUAAGUGACAGUUUGACUGAAUUUACAUAAACUUCCCUGGUCGACAGGAUUUUACAUCCUUGUAUUUGUAUUACUACACAUUUUUUUACCUUCAAAAUGUUUUAUUCUUCACACUUACUUUCAUUGUAUUAUUUUGUAACAUAUAACCGUGAAUUCAUGAACCGUUUUUGAAAUCAGAAUCCUAUUAUUUCACAGUUCUAAUUUUAAAUGUUAUUUUUAUCCUAUUAUUCUUAUUUUUUCUCUCUAAAUUCUACCCUUUUCUAUUUUAAUUUCCUAAAUUGUAAAUUUGAGUGGACGUAAAUUUGAGUUGUAGUGGACGAAUAAAUUCGAUAAAAUAAGAAAUUUCGAUCAAUUAUUUGCAUUCUUGUGUCAUGAUUCAAAAUGUAAAUUACAGUUGUAUUUUAAAGAAGAAGAAAAAAAAAAUUUUGUAAAAUGUCAUCUAUGAAAGGAUGGCGUUACCUAGAUGUCUUUUACAGUGUUGACAAUUGUUGUAGUGUUUAAAUGUUAAUGAUGCAUUGGGUUGAACCUAUGCUUGAAAGGAAAUGUGAAUAUUCUACUUAGAUUUUUCGAGCUUGGUAAAUAAAAUUUUUACUUGUAUAAUAAUGUUUAGUUGUAUAUAUUUUACAAUUUGUAAGGAUAAUUUAUGCUGUGUGAAGAUGAAAGUGUCCAUUAUCUCAUGCCAUAUUUCUUGCUGUUUGUAACAACUAUUGCAGUUGCUGAAACAUUGUGUAUGUUUUGUAUUUCUCAGAACAAAUAAAAAAUGUUUUCAAUGUA
Messenger RNA from Parasteatoda tepidariorum (common house spider), 6185 nucleotides. RefSeq names its product ephrin-B2a. Gene Ontology annotation, molecular function: ephrin receptor binding. Gene Ontology annotation, cellular component: plasma membrane. NCBI's taxonomy places the organism in Eukaryota, Metazoa, Arthropoda, Arachnida, Araneae, Theridiidae. The record is from RefSeq and is a predicted model, not a curated record. Gene Ontology annotation, biological process: ephrin receptor signaling pathway; axon guidance.